Molecule: messenger RNA, 6883 nt
Organism: Brassica napus (rape)
Lineage: Eukaryota; Viridiplantae; Streptophyta; Magnoliopsida; Brassicales; Brassicaceae
Exons: 9
Coding region: 3579-5327 (582 amino acids)
Biological process (GO): DNA replication; DNA recombination; DNA repair
Cellular component (GO): nucleus
Molecular function (GO): DNA binding
Source: RefSeq, a predicted model, not a curated record
GUUUUGGGGUGUUGGCGUGAAAACUUGUUUUUGUGAUUUUGGUAUGAAAACACGUUUUUCGGUUUUUGCGAAAAAAUAAAUUUUUGCAAUUUUGGCGGGAAAAUGCGUUUUUGGGAUUUUGGCGUGAGAAAAUAGUUUUUAGGUUUUUGCGGGAAACGUGUUUUUGUAGUUUUAUCAGUUUUCGUAUGUGACAGAAGUGAUAUUAUGUUCAAGUUUAUAAUUUGUGAAUUACAUUAGGGGCAUAAUAGACAUUAUACCAUUUUGAAUGAACCAUCUCCAUUUAAGUGAUCCAAAUUGGUUCAGCUGAAUAUACUUUCAAAUUAAGCCUAAAUUUCUAAAAGUCAUCCGGAUGAUCUAUCUGAAUGAGUUGCACUUUUAGUAUCUAAACAAACAAAACUCUCAUCUUCAUUCAAAUGACUCAUCCAGAUGGAGAAACAAACGGGCCGUAAGAUUCUUUCACAGAAGUCUCGGUUAAUUGUUAAUCACAACUCAAUUUCGCCAAAAUGGUGUUGCAAAAGUUGGUCAUCCAGAUCAAGCUACCUCCUUAUUUUCAUCUUAUUCUACGGUCAUCACUUCCUUAUUUAUUUUAGUUGCUCUCAAAACACUCCAACACAAACCACUAAACUCAGCAACUGAUAACGAACUCUUUAAGAGAUUCUCAGAAAACCACAAAGAAAAUAUGAAAAAUGGAAUGUGUUUACUGCUGCUUACAGUUUCAGUGGCAGUGAUCUGGUCCACAAUGACGGUUUCUGCUCAAUCUGACUGCACAAAUGUUCUUAUAAGCAUGGCGCCGUACUGUCUAGGCUACAUCACUGGGAACUCUUCUACUCCUUCUCAGCAAUGUUGCAAUCAGUUGGCUAAUGUUGUUAGGCCAUCUCCUGAGUGUUUGUAGGUUGUCAAAGGUGGAAGUUCACAGGUUGGGAUAAAUGUUAACCAAACACAAGCUCUUGCGUUGCCUAAAGCUUGUAAUGUUCAAACUCCUCUUGCUAGUCGCUGAAAUGCUAAGAAUAGACUCUGUUUUGGGGUGUGUUCAAAAAAAAAAAAAAAAAAGACUCUGUUUUGGGGGAAUCACUUUCUACUAGAUUCAUAUUGUCGCUGUCUUUUUGUCUCUAACGCAUUAUGAGUUCAUUAUUUUCAUGUGGUCCUUCAGAUAAUUCGCCUGCAGGAUCAUAAAACACUUCAGGUAAAGGGCCAAGUUGCAUAUAAAAUAAAUAAAUAAAUAAAUAACCAGUUUUGAUAAUCUUUAUGGAACCUAAUCAUAUAUAUUUUUGACACUAUCGAUGAAUACAACAUGGAAAUGGAUCAAAAGAAGGUCCAAGAGCAGGGUCGUCGUCUGAUAGGAGUUCUAUCAAGUUCUCAUUCCUUCUUCUCGCCAUUCUUUCCGCAGCUUCCUACAUUAUCUACUCAAAAAAUACUAACCUUUUCUUCAGAAACCACAAAGCUUUUGUCCUCUUAGGCAUAUUCUUUACUAGUCUCUGUUGAAUAUGAAAUAAUAACCCGUGUGCAAGCACCACCAGUUUUAUGGUUUAAAGGCAUUUGGUUUAAGGAGGCAACCCCUAAAUUUUCUUUCCUGACUUGGUUAGCUGCUCAUGAUAGAUUAGCCACAGGAGACAGACUUUUCAGGUGGAAUCCUCAAGCAGUUUCAACAUGCUGGCUCUGCAACUCUGCUACAGAGUCGAGGGACCACUUAUUCUUUGAAUACUCAUUCUCUGGGGAAGUUUGGCGUGGUACAGUUCGUGGUCUGAUCAGUACUACUCUGCCGGUACGAUGGUCUGUUCUGCUUCAGAGAUUGGUUACUGGUCUGCAAGAUAGAACUGCAACUUUUCUCUUUCGAUAUUGCUUUCAAGCCACAGCCUACGCCCUAUGGCAUGAAAGAAACACGCGACGAGUGGGAGAGGCUCCUCAUUCCCCUGCUAGACUCAUCAUUUUUUUGGACAAGCUCAUUAGAAAUAGAAUCUCCUCUUUGAGAAGGAGAAGGGGCAAUAUACAUGAGAAGGCUAUGGAGAUGUGGUUUGGAAGUAGAUGAUCUUUAUACCUUCAAAAAAUUUCCAUAUAGGCUUUUCUUUUUCAACUUAUAAAUAGCAUUAGGUUGUAUAAAGGUUUUUUGAAGUGAAUAAAAUUUAAAAUUCUUUCAAAAAAAAAAAAAAGAAUAUGAAAUAAUAUAUUGUGGUGUUGUGUAAUGUAUUUUGUGCUUUAUCAAUCCCUACUUUCUGAGUGAUAUUGACAAAGAGUGUGUUGUAUCUGCUGGCUUUAGGCAAUAAACAUUACUUUCUAGCAGGGCCGGGCCUGAAUACAAGCUAAUAAAGCAUGUGCUUCAGGCCCGGACAAGUAUUAUAAUUUAUAGGGCCAAUUAUUACGACCGCAGUUCUAUUGGUUUGAAUCUUAUGAUGUGAUCUCAAGGUAGUGCGUUCGAGCCAUGAUGAAGCAAUUUUCAAACUUUUUUCUAUUUUCCGAAAAUAAAGGGCCAAAAAUAUAUUUUUUUGCUUCAGGGCCAAUUUUUUUCAGGCACGGCCCUGCUUUCUAGGACAUAAAUUGACAUAAAUAACACUAGACAAACAUAAAUCAAUCUAUAAAUUUUGGGUUUAGAUCCGGAAGCAGACCGGUGAAACGCCUGAUGUUUGGGACCUAGGGGAUUGCGGGGUUUGGAGUAGAACCUCCUCGUCAUUUACAAACGGCUUUAUCUCUUGAAUGUAAUACAUAGCAAGCAACACAUGUAUUUUAGGUUAUCAAAUCUCAUAGUAACACAAACUUAACUUUUGAACUUUUGGGCCGGUUCUAGAGAUUUGUAAGGCUCAUCCUAUACUAGACGAACAGAACGAAUAAGGCGUAUGUAAGGCCACCCUUCUACUUUCCCCCUGACACUAGAAAUUGUAGCCAUGAUAUUCGAUAAGAACGACUUGCCGGCAAAUAUAGAAUAAGCCUAUAGACGGCAGUUUCAUCUGCUUUGUUCCUGACCAUCUAAGCCAAUUUUAUCCUUUGGAAUUCCGGAAGAGAAGGCAAGAUUUCACGCUUUGUUUCAAACAUAUACACACACCAGGACAAUACUAUCAAGUUUUGCAAAAAUGAAUUCUGAUACAAAACUUACCCUGAAGAUUACAAAAUCUCCCAUCAAAUAUUAAAUAACAUAAAAAUAUUCACUGCUGAUGAUUUGAUGAACUUCAAUGCUAUCAAAACUAUACUAAAAGCAGAAUAUCAGGCUCUAUGGAGGUGUCCACGUCGGAUGGUAAAUUCCACCAGUCAUAUUGCACCAAACGGCCACGUCAUGCACGAGUUUAUUAUGGUUUGGGUACGUAUUCUCGGCCCGUUUUUUGUUGUGCUUUUUUGUUUAUUAUAAUGGUUUGGGCUUUUCUGAAUUAGGCCCGGGUGAGUUCCGCGUUGUAUGUGUAUCCCUAACAGCGUCGUCACAUACCUUUCGACUUCUAUCUCUGCCGUUUCUCACCUCUCCAAAUCCGUUUCCACGAGUAAAUUCGCCACCAUAUUUUCUAAUCAAACCUCAUCAAGCAUUCCUUUAACUCAUUUAAUGGAUUCUUUUCGUCUUCUUCUCUAUUUGCCUAUUUAUAAAUCUCUUCUCUGAUCUCAUGCCUCCAUUAGCGUUAUCAAAAUUCUCUCAAAUACUCAUCCCGAUGAAGCCUACCCGUAACUCUUCGUCCUCCACCGAACGUCCGUCCAGCAAGAAGACCGCCGUCUCUGCUGCGUCCGCUGAGCCAAACGGAAAGUCUGCGAUCCGUAACUCUCCGUCCUUCACCGAGCCCGCGUCUAGCCAGAAGAUCGUCGUCUCCUCUGUGUCUGCUAAGCGAAACGGGAAGUCUAUUGCUUCCUCUGCGACUGUGAUGAAACCUAGCGCGCAUGCGUCUGUUGCAACCGCCAACCCGAUGAACCCUGUAGCUUCCAGCGGUCUCUCAUCCGCUCAUGGUGAACAAGUGAUGUUGUUCAGGGAUGUUUCACUGGGGCCACACGAAGCCGAGAUGAGGUUCCGAUUGAUUCACCUCUGGGAGGCUCGAAAUCCAAAUACCAAAGUUCUCAUUGGUCAAGAGAUUCUCCUUAUCGACGAAGAGGGAACUGUUAUUCAGGGUUUUGUUCCGGCUGGUCGUGUAGGAACAUUUGAACUCUCAGCUGGUUCCGUCUAUAAGUUGACCAACUUUUUCGGAUCCAGAAGCAAAUAUCAGUAUCGGGUUGCUGAUCAUAGCGCCACCGUCUCAUUCUCUUGGAAUUCUUCUUUGUCGGUUCUUGAGAAUCCUCCGUUUUUCUUUCUAGUAGAUCGGUUCAGGUUCCACAGCUACGAUGAGUUUAGGGCCAACUGUGACUCCAAGGGUGAUCUCUAUGACUUUGUUGGCCAUAUGAAGCUGGUGAGUGGGCAAACUAUCACUGACCACAUUGUUCUUGACGAAGCUGAUAUAUCAGAGAAGCGGCAUCUGUGUGUUCAUGUUCAGUCACUUGACGGACCAGUGUUGAAGCUCUAUCUAUGGGACCAAGCUGCAUCCGAGUUCUGCCAGAAAUUCAAAUCUUAUGGAGGGACUCCAAGCGUUCUUCUGGUCACCACAGUGAACCCUAAGCAUCUUGGAGGAACCCUUGCUAUCACUUCUAUGUCUUCAUCUCGAGUGUUCAUGGAUUCCGACGUGCAGCCUACCAAGGACUAUCUCGAAUGGUUGAGUUCUAAUGCAGAAAUUGCCAAUAGGGUUGCUGCUGAGGUUGUCACUAAGCCUGAGGCAGUGACUCUUGAGGAGCUAUUCGCCUACAUCAAGCAAGAAACUUCAAAGGUCGCUUGGUUUGAAUGCACUGCGACUAUAGAUGAUGUUGUCCGUGGUUCUCCUUGGUAUUACAUUUCUUGCGGUGGAUGUAAUAGCAAGGCUUUCAAAGGUCCUACCUCUCUGAUUUGCAACAAUAAGAAAUGUGUAAAGAAUGAGGUCACAGGCGUUCCUCAGUACCUCACAAAGAUAUCAGUUUAUGAUAAGAGUGAGCAAGCAGCUUUUGUUAUUCUUGGCGAUGCUGGGAAGGAGUUGAGUGGAAAACAUGCUGCAGAAUUGGUUGCUACUUAUUAUGAGUCUAAUGAAGGAGUUGGAGCUGAUCAUUGUGUGCCGAUCCCGCAAGCUUUACUUGACACGAUAGGGCAGACUCGCAAAUUCAUCGUCAAAGUCUCGGAUCACAAUUUGUCAGGCAAGACUCAGACCAUAACUGUUACCAAGAUUCUCCCACUAGCAACUACUGUUCCAGCAACAUCCGAGGAACCUGGUGCUUCCAGUGGUCUAGGAAACUCUACGGGUGAUAGGGCUAGAAAAGCAGCUGAGAUGCUCGAGUCAAGUGAGGCCAAGCGGUGCAAGAGUGGCUGAUAUAGCUUCAAGCUCUCCUCCUAUGCAGUAAUUGUUUUUGCUGCAGUUUGAGUUCUGUUUUAUGCUUUCUGAAUGACUUUGCUUUUUUCAUUUCAAGUUUCAGACUUUUUUCUUUUAUGUUUAAGUUGCUUGAAUACAAUUUUCAAUUUAUGGUUUUUACGAUCCCUUAAGUCAAUUUACUUAUCCUAUUAUGAACUUUCAAUAGUAACAGGAUUAGGAGCAUAAGCUUCUAAAGAAAUUGAAGUACUUCUUACAUAUUUGAAAAAAAAUUAAACAUUUUUUAUUAAAAAUUGUUAAAAAUUUUACAAUAUAUAUUUUAUUUUAAAAAAUAAUUAACUCAAACUUUUUCAGUCCUAUAUGGUAAAAUUUAAUGAUAUAAUCGAAAAAUUGAAUAAAUACUUUUAAAGGAAUAUUGAUCCUAUGAAAAUGUGUAAAUAUAUUUUUCAUAACUUUUAACAAAUUACUAGGGUCGGAUCCGCCCUACGGGCGGGUAAGCAAAUGAACAAAUUAAUACAAAUAUAUUUUAAAUUUUAAUAGAAUUUUUAGUUUAUUUUAAUUAUAGUUUUCACUAUUUUUACUGCAAAUUUUACUACUUUUUUAGAAAUUAUAUAUUUGUCACUAUAUCAAAACAAUUUAUAAAAAUAUAAAUAUUUUACUUUGUUCACAAUAUUUUCUUUUCUUGAAUUUAAUAGAUUUGUAAUAUAUUUCUUCUUAAUUUAUAAUUUAAGCUUUUCGAAAAAGAAAAGCCAAUUUAUUAUUUUUUCAAGAAAAUGCAAGUAGCAUAAAAAUAUGAUAUUAAUUGUUACUGUUUAAUAUUUAUAAAUAACAUGUUAGGUUAUAUAUUUAUGUAUUAUUAUAUUUGAGAAAAAUAUAUUGAAGUUUGGUUUUUUAUGUUUCUUCAAACUCACAUCAACAAAAAUUUGAAAAUAAUGAAUUCCGUAAUUGUUUCCUUUUUUGACCACCAAAAUUUAGGCUAAACCUUAAAAAAUAAUAGAAAAUAAUAGAAAACCAUAACUAUUUGAUGUAUUAUUUGCUAUAAAGAUUGUUUAUGAAGCAUAUGAUGUUUUGUUAAUAUAUAUGGUUCAAUGUUGACCAAGUCAUAACAAACUGAAUUUUACUGUAAAUUGUAUAAAUUUACACUAAUUUAUUAAAUUCAGUGUGAUUUUUUUGGGGGGAGGCUUGUAAUUGUGUUUUGUGGAUAGCUGUAAAUUCAAAAUUACUCUUACUAACAGUUGACGUCUUUCUUGUCCCCGGCGCAUUCCGCCGUUUGAGAAGAUAAUCGAUCUUGCUUUACUCGGACGUAACUGAUGUGUUAUUUUCUGCCGAGUUUCAGGUUUCCAUGAUGCAUGUUAGCAGUGUUAUAAUAUGAACAAACAUAGCGUGCAUUAGUUUAUGAAUGCUUUUUGGGUGGAAGCGGAACAAAGUAGAUCCAGAUGCAUCAAACAAAUAAUAUACUAUUCAAAUGUUAGAUCCAUGUGGACGCUUAACUUUGACAUCGAGUUAAUGGAGUGUAAUAUGUAAUGAGAACAACAAAUAUACGACAAAAUUAAGGCCAA